This is a messenger RNA of Nothobranchius furzeri (turquoise killifish), 1236 nucleotides long. The record is from RefSeq and is a predicted model, not a curated record. NCBI's taxonomy places the organism in Eukaryota, Metazoa, Chordata, Actinopteri, Cyprinodontiformes, Nothobranchiidae.
CUUAAAAUGUAUUGUCCAACUGCUCUUGUUCAAUGUUGCUAGGAGGAAACAAAGAGCUAAGACUGUUCCUUGAGGAGGCUACUGCUCUAGAUCCUCGUUUUAAAGGCAAGAUUCAGGAUGAGGCUGUUUGGACCCGCCUAGAAAAUGAAGCUGUAGCCCUGUUCGCUGGAGACAAGAUUGGAGAGGUGACCCAGCAGGAGGGGAAAGGAAGAAAGGAGCAGCAGGAAGGGGAGGAAGUAUCUGAGGGAGAAGAAAUGCCAGAAGCUCCUGAGAAAAGAAAGAAAAAGCUGUCAGCCCUUGGGGAGCUAUUUCAGGAUGAGGACCAGGAAGUGUUACUCCAGAGAGAGAUAGACAUCCAAGCACCUUCAUUAGCCGAAAAGGCCAGGAACGAGGUGCUCAUGUAUCAGAGAUUUCCAGCAGUCCUCAGCUCUGUGCACCCCCUCUUGUGGUGGUGGCAAAAGAGAGACCAGAUUCCUAUGUUGGCCAGCUUGGCCAAAAAAUAUCUUUGUGUUCAAGCCUCUUCCACUCCUUCAGAGCGAGUUUUCUCCACAGCAGGGGAUACAGUCAGUGUUGAGCGGGCUCGACUCUUGCCUGAGAAAGUGGACAUGUUAGUUUUCCUUAAAAAGAAUGGCUAAAGGACUGAAUAUACACACUGUUAAGUAGGUCAUGUUCAAGUAGUUCAAAGCAAAGAUGUUUACUUCAGUUUUUUCCAUUUGUAUACCCCUCUAUUAUACAAGUUGUCCAGAGAGGAAUAUUCUAGUUUGUUAAACAUAUGUAAGAAUGUAGAGAGUUUUAUGCUAUAUUGUUAUAAUUCUGUAACAUAAUGUUAUAUAUUGAAAAUAAAUAUUUGAGUGAAAAAUAGUUUUUAAUUAUUAAACACAAAAAAGUAUCGAAAACUGGUAUCGUUAGGUACCGGUAUCGAUUCGUAAGUACCGGGUAUCGGUACCGGAUCGAUUCAAAUGUGAAAGGUACCCAUCCCUAGUGGGCUUAUAACUUGGCUUUUGAAUAUCCUAGAGAGGUCAGGUUUGUUUUAGUGUACUCCAAUCAACAGCCCCUACAACCACAAAAAGGAAUGGAGUCAUUAGCACUUAUGGUUUUUAAAUGGCACCCAGAAUUAUGUUGCACGAAGCACAAUUUCACAUCAUUCUGGGUUCAUUUGUGUGAAAACAAGGUCCAAUCAGGCUGAAACGUUACAGGAAGGCAGAAUCUAUUGAGUUGUAAGCACUUUCCUAAGGG